Sporothrix schenckii 1099-18 is the source of this 720-nucleotide messenger RNA. RefSeq lists its product as uncharacterized. The record is from RefSeq and is a predicted model, not a curated record. The coding region runs from base 1 to 720 and encodes 239 amino acids. Lineage: Eukaryota; Fungi; Ascomycota; Sordariomycetes; Ophiostomatales; Ophiostomataceae. The transcript has a single exon.
AUGGAUCCAGAACCAAUACCAGUACCAGCACCAGCACUGGAACACACGCUCGAGACGGCUCCGACCACAUCUCAACCACGGCCGCGGCCGGAUCGCUCGUCCGAGCAAGCACGGCGCGUCCGCACCAAAAACCGGCGGCUCGAGUUUCUACGAAGGCACCCUGAAUACUUGGCCUCGAGCGACCGCGAGUUUGCCAAUGUGGCGCUCUACAAUACGCUGGUGCGAUCGUUCCAGACGCCGGCCGAGCGUGCCGCCGAGGCACAGGACUCGGGGUUCGGGCAUGUUCUGGAGGCGUCGAUGCUCCGGAAUCCGGAGCCGCUGCACCGAGUGGACGACGAUGAGGUGGAGGAGGAGGAGGAUGACGACGACGUCGCGGCGCCGGCCGCAGAGGCUCAGCAUGAGAAGGACGACGCCAUCGACGAGCUCAACACCCUCCACCCCGACUUUGACCCAGAUCCGUCCCUCGACGUAGCCCCCCGCGACGCCGCCCUGCGGCGGUGGCACACGUUUGUGCGCAACUGGUUCGUGGACGGCGGCGCGGCCCUCGACGACGGCUUUGACUAUGCGGCCGUGGACGACGACAGCGAGUACGACGCGCUGGCACGCGCCGACGCGGAAGCUGCGUGGUUUGACGAGGAGUCGCCGGGCUGGGCGAGCGACGAAGAGGGAGACGGAAAGAAAAAGGAGAAGACGGGCGAGACGGGCAUCCAGGACUUUUAA